Molecule: messenger RNA, 480 nt
Organism: Podospora pseudocomata
Lineage: Eukaryota; Fungi; Ascomycota; Sordariomycetes; Sordariales; Podosporaceae
Exons: 2
Coding region: 1-480 (159 amino acids)
Source: RefSeq, a predicted model, not a curated record
AUGGCAGUGUCGGAGAUUUUUUCCUCCAGAGCACCCCAGCGAUCCCUGGGUGCCACUGCCAAAAGAAUGAUCACAGCCGAAAUCUCUGGAUUGAACCCAAUUGGCUCGGUGUCCCCCUCUUUCGUACCCGAAGCCUACGGCUGGGGUUCACUCUGGGACGAGACCACGGAAUCUACGUCUUACUUCUCACUCGCCUCCUCCCACCACAUCGGACUUCAAACCACCCGCCCAGCAAGCCUUCGUCGCCCAACUCGCUCAUCUCCACAAGACAUCCAUCUCCCCCACAGGAGAAUUUUGGCUUCCACGAACCUCCCUGCCAUGGCACCAAACCCUUACGACGUCAUCAAGUGGCAACCAUCCUGGACGACCUUGUUCCGCGACAUCCUCGGCCACACCAUCUCGCUUCUCAGCAACAGCACGAAGGGCAUCACAGCCAUGACGAAUUCCAGCGCAUUAGUCACUUGGUUCUCGACAACGUAA